Drosophila montana is the source of this 1027-nucleotide messenger RNA. Its product is annotated as lysoplasmalogenase TMEM86A-like. NCBI's taxonomy places the organism in Eukaryota, Metazoa, Arthropoda, Insecta, Diptera, Drosophilidae. The transcript has 3 exons. Gene Ontology annotation, molecular function: hydrolase activity. The record is from RefSeq and is a predicted model, not a curated record. The coding region runs from base 220 to 915 and encodes 231 amino acids. Gene Ontology annotation, cellular component: membrane.
UAAUGCCUUAUGUAUCUAUAUGAUGCUGAGCCUGUACCUUUUCAAUUUUGAACUUUCAUAAUAUUUCGAAAAAACUAGCAAAAAACAAACAGAAAGUCUCCAUUGUAAUAAUAAAUUCCGAAAUUUCAAAACUCUUGAUUCGUUUUGGCUGGCUGCCACACAAUGACUACGUAAUGCCCAAUUAGAAAGCUUUCUUGAGCUCUGGCGAAAAUAAUAAUCAUGUACCACAACUUGCGUUUCAUCGCUAUUGAAUUCGUAAAGCUCGUCCCGUUUUAUAUAAGUUUGGUACUAUAUUUUACGCUGGUGCGUCAAGAUCAUGUGUGGGAACUAUGGACAACUGCGCUACGAUGCUUGCCCAUAGUGGCAUUGAUGUUUUAUGUUUCGAUCAAGGCGUUUGCGAUCAAAACGCACUACCGACGAUCCCAAUUGAUUUUAAUCGGCUUAAUGUUUUCCUGCGCUGCUGAUGUCAUGUACAAUUUGAUGUUAUUGACCUUGGGCAUGACCUGUUUGGGUGCGACACACAUUUGUUAUAUGUGCGCUUUUGGCUGGCAUCCGCUGAAGAUUGUUCUUGGAAUCUGUCUUUAUAUACCGGCCAUCGGUUCGAUUUUUUUCAUGGUUGGGCAUUUGAGUACGAUGCAACUAAUCGGUUUGUCCAUCUAUUAUACGCUGAUAACCAUCAUGUUCUGGCGUUCAUUGGUACUUGCCCUGCAUGUCAAGAGUUUCCUGACCUUCUUGGCUGCCGUAGGCGCUGCUCUGUUUAUCGCAUCCGAGGCGCUCACUGCAGUGAUCUAUAUAUUGAAAGUACGUCUGCCCUCUCCUCGGCUACAAGUCAUGAUAACCUAUUAUGCUGCCCAAUUUGCCAUUGCAUUGAGCACUGCCGAUGAGGGACGACUGCCCACGGAAUCCGAGCAGUAGGUAUCCGGGUUUGCAGCAGGCCAGUUUUUAAUAUAAUCAAAUUAGAGUCAAGAAUACAGAUUAAUUGGCUGUACAUUCUUUAUAUUAGCAAUAAAAAUACUAGUUACCAAAA